Molecule: messenger RNA, 3797 nt
Organism: Xiphias gladius (swordfish)
Lineage: Eukaryota; Metazoa; Chordata; Actinopteri; Istiophoriformes; Xiphiidae
Product: angiopoietin-related protein 2-like
Exons: 5
Coding region: 408-1997 (529 amino acids)
Source: RefSeq, a predicted model, not a curated record
GAGGUUGAGUCUCUGGGACGAAGACAAACAGACUCUGUCUGGGGAAAAGGCGUGAGCUCUCAGCUUAGGACUCAUCACUUGACAAAGGUGGAAAAGUCCUCUGCUACAGAUGGAUGAAGUUACAACAGGCAAACUGUUUGUUGCUGCUGCUUGAUUAGACACUUAGGGAAUUUAAAAAAAAAAAAAUCUCCCUCUGCAGAGACAUCUACACGGCUGGAAAAUUUUCCUCAUGGUCUUUACGGAGAGUUGAUUCUGACAGUAGGUAAAGGAAAUAAUAUAAAAAACUUCCACUGAGAAAAUAAUUGACAAACACAGAGGAAAUGUGGAAUGACUCUGACUGGUGAGGACUUGGAGUCAAACUUGUCAGACAAGCAAGGGAUAUAAGGAAACAGACACGAGGAGAUAUCAUGUUCGUUCGGGUGCAGCAGGACUUUGCUAUGAUUCUUCCCGAACUGUUUUUGUUGGUGAUCCUUUUGCUCUCUGGACCAGUGUCCCCUAUCCAGGGAGAUACUCAGAAAAGCAGGAACAGUGAUAAGAUCCUGAGGAGAGAGUUUAUCUACGAACCAAAAAGGCAAAAACGUGCCGUGGUUGACUACAGCAUCACCCAAGCAGACAAAUGCUCUUACACCUUUAUUGUGCCUCAGCAGAAAAACAACGGGGCCAUCUGUGUGAACUCUAAGGAGCCCGAGGCCUUGCUGGAGAAUCGGGUCAAUAAGCAGGAGUUGCAACUCCUCAACAGUGAACUACAGAAACAGAGACGGCAGAUUGAAGUGCUGCAGCAGUUGGUAGAGGUCGAUGGAGGUGUGAUCAAUGAAGUCAAGCUAUUACGCAAAGAGAGCCGCAACAUGAACUCCCGAGUUACACAACUCUAUAUGCAGCUGCUGCAUGAGAUUAUUCGCAAGCGAGACAAUGCUCUGGAGGUGUCACAGCUGGAGACCCGCGUGCUAAACCACACAAACGAAAUGGGGAGGCUAGCUGCACGUUAUCGCGACCUGGAACAUAAGUACCAGCAUCUGCUGACCCUCGCAAGCAGCCAGAGUGCUCUCCUGGUGCAGCUGGAGGAACACUGUAAGCAGAAAGAGUACUCACACGGUGUGGUUCAGGAUAGGAGCCAUCCUCACCAUCCACAGCACUCUGUGAUCCCGCAGCCUCCUCUACAGAGACCUGCAGUGUCUCCUGGAGGCUACAGGCCCUACCAUCCACCUACCUACACCCGCUACACCAAUAACCCCAUGACUAAUGAGAUACAGAGUGACCAAAACUCCAAAGCAUUACCAACUCCACUGCCCACAAUGCCAAGUGGUACAUACAGCUUCACAAACGAACCCUCUAGUCCUUUCAAAGACUGUCUGGAGGCUCUGGAGGGCGGAUACCCUACCAGUGGCAUGUACCUCCUGAAAUCAGACAACGGCAACCGAUUCAUGCAGGUUUGGUGUGACCAGAGACACGACCCUGGUGGCUGGACUGUCAUUCAGAGGCGUCAGGAUGGCUCCGUCAACUUUUUUAGGAACUGGGAGACGUACAAGCAAGGGUUUGGAAACAUUGAUGGUGAAUACUGGUUAGGCCUAGAGAACAUCUACUGGCUGACAAACCAGGGCACCUACAAACUGCUGGUAACCCUGGAAGACUGGACUGGACGCAAGACCUUUGCGGAGUACGCCAGCUUCCGUGUCGAGUCAGAGGCUGACUUCUACAGGCUGCGGGUGGGGCGAUACCAUGGCAACGCCGGAGACUCUCUUACCUGGCACAACAGUAAGCAGUUUACCACACUGGACAGAGACCAUGAUGUCUACACAGGUAACUGUGCCCACUACCAGAAGGGAGGAUGGUGGUAUAAUGCCUGUGCUCAUUCCAACUUGAAUGGCGUGUGGUAUCGUGGUGGACAUUAUCGUAGCCGUUACCAGGAUGGCGUCUACUGGGCUGAGUUUAGAGGAGGAGCUUAUUCUCUGAAGAAAGUGACCAUGAUGAUACGACCCAAUGCAAACACCUUCUAUUAACAAUUCAGUUAUUCAAAACUGAACAGUUUACUGGACAAAUGUUUCCUCCAAAGGGAUUCCAUUUCUAUAUCACAAAAACAGGAAUCCUUGAAUUUCAACUUCCAUCUUCGCUUUUUUACUGUUAGUUGCUUUACAUUCAUAAUGAGGUUUCAAAUUGGUCAUGUAGAGACGCAAUGGGAUUUGUGCAAAUUUUUUUUUUUAAAUUUUAUUCCUCUUACAGGUAUAUGAUCUACUUGUCUUGUUUGGGCUCAUAAAUCUUUAUUAUACAUAAAUCAACAAAAGCACACACAAGCAUACAUCAUUAAGUUGCUGAUACUUCAGAAUAUUGUUGUGCUUAAAUUACAUACAGUUUCUAUUAUGUACUAUAUGUAUAGGUUGGUAAAUGGUAAAUGAACUGCACUUAUAUAAUGCUAUUCUAGUCUUAUCAACCACUCAAAGCGCUUUACACUACUGCCACAUUCACCCAGUCCCACACACAUUCAUACUGGGGUUCAGUAUCUUGCUCAAGGACACUUUGACAUGCAGACUUCAGGAGCUGGGGAUCGAACCACCGACCUCUCUGUUAGAGGACGACCCACUCCACCUCUUGAGCCACAGCCACACAGGAUCAGUUCUUAACGAAAGACAUCUGGUUGUUUAUUUUGAUGCAGUUUUCUAAUGGUUUCAGUAACUCUGUCAAAUUUACUGUCCACGUCUUUUGCCUCUUGAUUUCAAUUAAUAUUUGGACAUAGCAAUGUUUAAACAAAAGUUAGUUCAGACAGCUUAGAAUGUGAACAAAGUUCAGCAGGUCAACUUUUCUUGGAUUUAAAUAACAAGACUCUGGACUAUACUGCUACCCGUAUCACUGAGUACACUGUGCAUGAUUCUUGAACUGAACUGAAUAUGGUAUAUGGAGUAUAAUGAUUCUAUAAUACCUGAAGUGUCUUAAUAGUGAUAUAUGAAGUUGCAAGAUGGGACCACUGUUCUGUUCUCUCAAAUUACGGCAUAAUUUUUGAAGGAUCAUGUCAUAAUUUUGGUACUGAAGAUUCUGGUGCUUGUUGUUUUGUGCCACAACUCAACAACUUUACAUUUAAGCAUUUUAUGCUCCCAAAGGUAUCCACAUUUCAAACUGACUUUUUAUUCCUAGCAUGAAACCAUAAUAGGACACUAAAACCCUCCAAUUGAGAAAUCACAAUAUCACAUUUUCACUUAUUUCGUUAGCUUUGGUUAAUUAGCCAGAGUCAGGACAUGCUUAACAUAGCAUAAAGACUGGAAGGCAAGGGAAACAGCUAGUCAAAAAUACACCUACCAACACAUCUAAACCUCACUGAUUAACGUGUUGUAUCUCAUUUGUUUAAUUUGUCCAUAAAAAAAAGAAAUAUAAACUCUGCAAGUUGUGGUUUUACAACAGCAGAGUGCAGUGACUGUAUGUUGAAUCCCAGAGCCUUGUCAUCAUAGUGAGGUUUCCAGGUUUGGUACCAUUGUGCCUGUAUAAAUAUCAAAACCAAACCUGUGAUCACCAAAUGUAUCUAGCUAUCCACGAUGUAGCCAGAGCAGAGAAGUGCUGGACACAUGGUUACACUGUUCUUCACCUAGAAGAAGUUCAAGCACAUAGCUCUGCCUAAAACCACAAAUUGUUGUUUUUAGAAUUUUGUUUGCAUAAGGAUGCAGCGGGUUAAUUAGUGAGCUUUAGAGGUGGAAGUAGGUGUAUUUUUGAACUUUGGUUAGAGCCUAGCUAGCUGUUUCCCGCUAGUUCCAGUCUUUAUGCUAAGCUAGGUUAACCAUGUCCUGACACCAGUUCCGUACUGGAGUAUUUACCAG